This is a messenger RNA of Penicillium egyptiacum, 861 nucleotides long. NCBI's taxonomy places the organism in Eukaryota, Fungi, Ascomycota, Eurotiomycetes, Eurotiales, Aspergillaceae. The record is from the annotation of a GenBank genome assembly.
AUGUCCAAAUUGGAGUCUUUUCCUCGUCCAACCGUGAUAUAUCACUCGCAAACCUAUGACCGCAUCUCCCAACACCAUGGCUUCAACGGCGCUGGCAAGACUAUCCUCGUCACUGGCGGCUCUUCAGGCGUCGGCCACAGCAUCUGCAAAGCAUUCGCACAAGCCAACGUCGCGCGCAUCGCCAUCAUAUCCCGCUCCCUAGGACCGCAGGCCCAAGCCAAAUCAGAACUCGAAGCCGCGUACCCUUCGACAGAAAUCCUAAUCUACCAAGCUUCCAUUACGGAUAGCAUACGCAUGACCAAUAUCCUACAGGAGCUGGGCACGGUCGAUGUGCUCGUACUAUGUGCGGCUGUCGUGCACCGACAGGUCAAAGCGACUGAGGUCAGCGCUGAGGAAAUUCAGGAUGCAUUCGAUGUGAACGUCAUCGCACCAUUCAAUAUCACCAAGGCAUACCUGGAAACCCCGUUACCAGCGGGUGGGACGAAGACGAUCAUCAAUAUUACAUCCGCGGCGGCGCAGACGAGAAGUCCGUUUCGCGUUGGGUACGGGCCUAGUAAGGCAGCUAUUACCCAGGUGAUGCAACAUUUCGCUUGGGAGAGGGAGAGUGAAGCGGUGCGAGUUUUCUCGUUCCACCCUGGUGUGUUUUAUACCCCGUCUGUGGCAGAGCAUUAUGCGGAGGAUGCGCGGGUGUGGGAGGAUAUCAACCUCCCUGCGCACUUUGCGGUUUGGUUAGCGGGCCCGGAGAGUGGGUUUUUGAAUGGGAGGUAUGUGUGGGCAAAUUGGGAUGUCAAUGAGUUGAUUAUGUUGAAGGACAGGUUGAGUAAGGAUAGGAGCUUCUUGACCAUUGGUUUGGUGGUAUAG